CCCUCCACCGCCUCGACCACCGGACUGGUGGGAGGAGAGCCACUUUAUACAUUCCUCCGGCGCCGCGCAUGAAACCCUCGAGUCGACUCAACUCGACGCCCGACAGCCUUCGCGCCUUCGAACCCUACGUGCGGCUUAAGCGAUGAUACUCCGCUUUCUCGGGAGCACUUUGUUCCUGUUCUCCAUCGUCUUCACCAUUCCACUCGCUUUCGAUGUCGGUGGUCGCACGUGCGGCCUGGCCUUCAGUCUGAGCCUGGCAAGCUACUACUUCUUCUUAUCAUGUCUGCGAAUUGCUACGCCAGAACGAUCGACAUGGAGGAGGGCUGCAGUCAACACCAUCUCAGGCUUACAGACGCUGGUGAUACCUUUCUUGCUGAUCUGGAGCUUGAACAAAUUCAGCGUGGACGCUGGGGACGACGCGAGCUGGGUGAGCCGCGCAUUCUACAACGCAACCAAGCCAUUGCACCAAAAUGCUAGCUUCAAGGACUGGGUCUUUGGGAAGGAAGGGCUGCUGGAGCAUGCAUUGAUCGGAGGAUGGGACAAGGUGCUGAGAUAUUCGACGCCCGUCUUCCAGCUUACAGAAGGCUUCUGCAGCUUGCUGGUCAUUCAAGCUGCUGGCCAGGUGACGAGAUACCUGGUAAACAACGGCGAUGGGGGAGAUACCUGGAUGUUAGGUCUGCUCGUGCCCUCCGGCAGCAUCAUUGCCAGUUCCAUCUACUUCAUCUACCGCAUGUCAACUUUCCCAGGACUGGACAGCCAGGACGCUAUCCUGAUCGGAAUCGCCAUUGCCAGUGCAUUCUUUCUCUGUGCUUGGGGCAUCGGAUCUGGACGGGGCAACAUUGUCGAGAGCAGUCUGCUGUUUGCAUACAUCACUCUCUGUAUCUACCAAAUCUUUACCGAUUACCAACCCAGCCAUCCCUUGCCAGAGACGCCUGCAGCAUCCGAAGCUGGAGAAUUUCCACCUCUGCCACCAAUCCUCAUGGCCAGCUAUUCGACCAUCACACAAGCGCUCUCGUCUCUUCCAAACACCAUUCACUCGGCCUUUGGAUUCAUGAUGGCUGCCAUUCAGACGGUCACGCCUUCGGUCAUCAUCUCACUGAUAUACCGCUUGCUGGUCCUUUACGCAGCAGCACGAAUCAUCCCAGCUGUCCGAGAGUCUGGGGCACGAGCACUUGCCGAAGAUCCUUCAUUCGAGGAGUCAUCCGAAGGUGUGCAGACCUUGAUGGGUUUCUUGACCUAUUUCAGCCCUAGCAUCUUGAUCGCGGUUUACACAAGUUUACUCAUGCAGCACUUUUCGAGCGCUGCAGCCGAUCAUCCAGGCGAAUGGUGGACUAGCCAAGGUGGCGAAGGUGGUGGAAAUAUUUCACGCUGGGCCAAUCUCGCUGGAGUCAUGGCAUUAUAUGCUGUGGAGCUGUAUCUCGGCAAAGACCACGAUGAUGGACUGACAAGUCACUGGAAGCUGGAUUGAGGGACAGCACUAUGGAACCGUGUGCAUUUUGACUCGGAAUGAGAAUCUCCAAUGUCCAGACAGGGCGGCGGCGGCGGCAAAUUGUGUGUCGGUUCUCCCAGAGGUCUGUAUCGGCGGCCACGAUCCCGAGGUCUAUGCAGAUUCAGAAGCCAAGGCGGACGCGGUGGCUUCUCCUGAUCGCUCGUCCGAUGGUCGUUUGCGGCGAAGGAGAGAAUAUUGGAUGAUUAUGUCAAUCCGAGCAUUGCUUGGUGUGCUACAUCAACACACUUGCAUCCUGGCCUUCCUAUACGGGAGCAUGCCACCGGCAGAAUUUCUACAGCAUCGCGGAGAGGGAGAUGCUGUUAUAUCUCAUUUGUGACGUUGACGAAAGGGGAGAAGGAGCGCGAAGGCGAAGGCGGAAAGAGCGGCGGGUCGGAGGAAGGCAGACUGACGAACAGAUACCCCAAGCACAGCAUUUCAGCAUUUGCGGUGCAAACGCCAGGCUAAUGUUGAAUGCAACACGGCGAGUACAAUUGUGGUUAAGAAAUUUGAUUAUCUUUCCAA
Messenger RNA from Pseudocercospora fijiensis CIRAD86, 2011 nucleotides. RefSeq lists its product as uncharacterized. Lineage: Eukaryota; Fungi; Ascomycota; Dothideomycetes; Mycosphaerellales; Mycosphaerellaceae. Gene Ontology annotation, biological process: endoplasmic reticulum inheritance; septin ring assembly. Bases 143 to 1468 code for a protein of 441 amino acids. The record is from RefSeq and is a predicted model, not a curated record. Gene Ontology annotation, cellular component: cortical endoplasmic reticulum; perinuclear endoplasmic reticulum; endoplasmic reticulum membrane. The transcript has a single exon.